ACUCAAACCAACAGAUGGAUCAUGAUUCGACUUUAAAACGUGGUCUUGGAAUCACUGGGACUCCAGAGUCAACAUUUGCCAAGGGAUUAAGAUUCAAAUGGUUAAGCAAAGUAAAACCAGUAGGGGCGCCGAUGCAUAAGAACUUUCUGCCGCUAACGGAGAUCCCACCACCACACCAGCCACUCCACUAUCACCCAAACGGCCGCAGACAUUUGGACGAUGAUUGUACGAAGCAACCAGAAGGCAAACAAGUCUGGGAGGGAGGCAAAAUCCACUUAGCUCAGGAAUAUUAUGAUGAUGCUGGAAUGAGAACAGUGGCUACUAUUAUCUUUCCGGACCAUAUUGAUCACAAACAUUUCGAAGUGACCACGCAAGUGCCAUAUUUAACUGUGGGACUAAUCGAUGGCAUCGGCUACCAUCCCAGCACAAUAAAGAGUGAACACCCUCCCGAAUGCGAGAAGAUUUACCAGGAUCACAUAGCAGAAGCAUACUCUGAUGAAACAACGGACUUCUCCGAAGAGUCCUUGGAAGUGGCACGAGUACCCUUGUACCCUCCAGCCGGCACUCAACCACCACUGAACUCAGUAGAACUGGCAGGAAUGUACGCCGACAUGAGUUUAUGAUCAAGAAAGAGGCAAGAAAUACUAAUAACUACAAAUGGAAAAGAAACAGACUGCCUUUUGAGCUUUCUCUUCAAUAUUUGUUCACUAUACCUUUUUGGGUUACUUCAGUCGUCCAAAGCUUGUUAUGAAUAAGUAGGUAUGGAUACGCAAAACUUCUAAGAUAAAUUUUGAGAGGUACUUACCAUAUUUUUGUGUAUUUCGUAGCAAUAUCAAGUCAACAUAUUCACUAAUUGAUUUCAAAUGCAUAAGAAUUAUGCAGCACUUCCACUUUGCAGGUGUCUUCCUUUAACUCUGUCGACAAACAAGAUUACUUAGAACGAAACGAUGUUUGUGAUUUAACCGGGGAUUACUUUACCAAUUUUACGAUUGUCUUCAUCAUGUGUAUGCUACAUAUUGCAAAAACCAUGUCAUCGUUCAGUCAACGGCUUUGGACUUUACACUGUCUUAAUAUAAUAUAAUAUUCAACCA
Molecule: messenger RNA, 1091 nt
Organism: Hyposmocoma kahamanoa
Lineage: Eukaryota; Metazoa; Arthropoda; Insecta; Lepidoptera; Cosmopterigidae
Exons: 4
Coding region: 15-623 (202 amino acids)
Source: RefSeq, a predicted model, not a curated record